GGGUUGAAAGGAUUGCCAGGAACAGCAGGGUUACCAGGAACAACUGGUCAACUGGGAGAAAAAGGAAGUAUGGGACCCCCCGGGCCUCCUGGUUUACGAGGAGGACCUGGUGCGACUGGGAGAGAUGGAAAGGAUGGACUUCCAGGGAGGGAUGGUCAAAAGGGGGAUCCUGGAGCCAGCGGUAUUCCUGGUGGUGAUGGAAGAGAAGGCCAUCCUGGGUUGCCUGGUUUGCCGGGAAAUGCCGGCCUGGACGGACCAAAGGGGGAAACUGGUGAGCCGGGACCAAGGGGAUUCAAAGGAUCGGCUGGACUCCCUGGUGAAAUGGGUUUACCUGGUGAACCUGGUUUAAAAGGAUCAACUGGACCAAGGGGAAAUAAAGGUGAGACUGGAAGUCCAGGGGUAAGAGGAACUCCAGGGUCCAGGGGACACGCAGGAGAACCAGGGACACCAGGUCUUCCAGGACAUCCUGGCAUGCCAGGCCUGAAAGGAACUAAGGGGGAAAGAGGAAAUAUGGGAGAAAGAGGAGAAAUGGUGAGAUUAAUGAUAACAAUCAACGAUCACAGUUAUGCUCUGCAUUAAUGAAACAUCAGUUUGUGGUGCUGUUAUGACAGCUUCAUUCAUGACUAAAGAUGCAAAAGAUCAAAUUGCAAAAUAAAUUUAAAAUUUAAAAU
Molecule: messenger RNA, 671 nt
Organism: Austrofundulus limnaeus
Lineage: Eukaryota; Metazoa; Chordata; Actinopteri; Cyprinodontiformes; Rivulidae
Product: collagen alpha-1(XXI) chain
Source: RefSeq, a predicted model, not a curated record